Molecule: messenger RNA, 450 nt
Organism: Anoplophora glabripennis (Asian longhorned beetle)
Lineage: Eukaryota; Metazoa; Arthropoda; Insecta; Coleoptera; Cerambycidae
Product: GILT-like protein 1
Exons: 1
Source: RefSeq, a predicted model, not a curated record
UGCGCUAGGAGGUACAAUUUGGACGUCCAGAAGAUAAACUCCUGCGCCACUUCGGCCGAAGGCGACCAACUGCUAGCUGCCAAUGGCGACAAGACUCCAUCAAUCGCCUUUGUGCCCACAGUGGUGUACGAUGGCGUUUUCGACCAACAGACCCAGGAGCAAUCCUUGAUAGACUUCGUGGCAGUGGUGUGCAGUAAAAUUAACGAAACCAAGCCUUCCGUAUGCGAUAAAAAGGAAUUGCCUAGGAUUAAUAAUAUUUGGAAUAUAUUUUGAAUAUUCUCGUUUAGUUUGUUUUAUAUUUUCGUAAAAUGUAUUAUACUUCUUUUACAGUUAUUCUCUCCGAUUCUUUUGUGGUGCGAAGUUAUUGUUAAAACAGUGAAAUUGUGCUAAAACAUCCUCCAUUAUAUAAUCCUCUAAAUAACAAUGACAUAGUCCGAGGCAAAAUUAAAU